UUUUUUUUUUUUGUAUUUAUGUUUGUAUAUAUCAAUCAAAAGGGAGACGGUUAGGACUACACACAAUCUAACAGCGGAGAUACAGACAUUUUUAAAUACCCCGAUCGAUCUGUUUGUGAUAGAUCAGCCAUGGCAAUGUUUAUACUUGUAGUAUCACUAAACGCAGCACUGUCACGAAUCAACAAAGCAUGACACGUGUAUACAUGUACAUGCUGGCCUUAUUUGCCUCACGAAUUAAACUCGAACACUGACUUCAUCAAGCGACAUGAAAUUCCUUCUAACAUCUUCUGGUAACCCGGAGAGAGUACUCUAAUCCGGAAGUUAGGAACACAACUAGGUCAGUAAGGAUUAUGAAUCAACGAAACCUGUCCCUAUAGUUUGAAGACGGAAAGGGGGGAAAAAAUGUUUUCUACGAAACUACCAAAGGGCCCACAAACACCGCCUUCUGCCUCUACAGGCGCCAUUGACAAAAAGCAGAAACUGAUACAAGGUUAUAUUGAAGACAACGAGAGACUACUAUCAGAAAUACGACAUUCUAGGUCCGAAGGGAAAUCUUUGGAUUCUGCGGAAAUUUCAAAAGCUAUAGAGACACUCGCUAAUGGAGUAGGCGGUUUAAUGACAACAGGAUUGAAACUUUCAGAAAAGUUUCAGCUCGGAAAGAGAUUGUGCUCUGACGUGUUGAAAGAAAGUAGUCUGUUCGACGACAUGAUUGCUCUCUGUCUGCAAAAUCGGAAAAAUCUCCCGCGCAUAUCAAAAACUGAGCUGAAUGUAUGGGAAUUGUUCAUGAAUGGAACCAUAUUUUCGUCUGAUAUGUCCAUGAAACUCUCAGCGGCCAAAGACUUGCUAACGUACGCAAAAGACGCCCUAGAUUCUAUUUAUGAUCUGUACAUUACAAAGAAGUCAGAUACAAGACAGAACAAUGCUGUGGAUUUUAUAAGUGCAACGACACACAAUAUGUGUACAUUCUGUGACGUCACAACCACUAGUGUCCGAGCGGCAGGGUUCCUUCCGGUCUACCUAAAGUACUUGGAGAUUGAAAGCGUAAAAAAUAACUUUUUGCUGAGCGUCCCAAUUUUGGCAGCUGCUAGUGACAUCAUGAACGAAAAUGACGCAUGCAUGGCGGGAAGUCGUAGUGACGUAGAAUACAUGAUGUGCGGGAUAGAGGAAGCUAUACAAUGUAAAUCCGGGCAGUUCAACGGAUGGCUAGCAUUCGAGCUGGCAAAGAUAAUAGGCAACCUUGCAAUAUUUGAUUCCAACAAGAAGAUUUUGGUGCAAUACGGUGUACUUGGGCCGCUCAACAAACUGUUAAAACAGUCAGAGGAAAUAGAGCAACUUACCGCUACGAAGACUCUUGCUCAUCUUGCAUUUGAUGACGACAACAAGAAAAUAUUUGUAUCGGACGAAAAAACAGAUGUCGUGACUACUCUCUUCGAUCUAGCCCAGCGUUCCCAAUUCUCAUCUGUCCGCGAGUCUGCUAAAGGUGUACUGUGGACAUUAUCGGAACAACUGCACUCCUCCCAAAAAUACUCAUCUUUAGUUCAAGAGUUUACUCAAAAGAAAACGAAAGGCCACGUAAUGAUUAGUUAUUCUCGAGAACAGCGCCAUCUAUUGUUGAGGAUAAAGCAAGCCAUAACGGAAGCGGGGUUUACCGUAUGGAUGGACAUUGAACAAAUGCGGGAUAAUGUCUAUGAUCGAAUGGCAGAAGCCAUUCAGAACGCCUCGGUGGUUUUGAUUUCCAUGUCCUACAGCUAUCAAAGAAGCGAAUAUUGUAGGAGAGAGGCUGCGUACGCAUCCUCGUUAAAAAGGGCAAGGAUUCCACUGCUAGUAGACCCAGGUUAUGUAUCAGAGGGCUGGCUCGCUUUGAUGACUGCCGGGGAUUAUCACUACGACUUCGUCAACAAACCUUUUGAAAUGAAAAUGGAAGAACUAACGGUAGAACUCGGACGAAGGUGUUUUAAAGGCCCGGGGGAUAGUACAGAUGGGAUUACAAAACAGGGGACUGUCAUGCAACAAUCACCAGUCGUUUCUUCCCAUGGACAACCUACAUACAGUGCACCCCCACCAUCCACACACGGACAGUCAAUAUAUAGUGUUCCUCCGCAGAAAGUAGAUCUUUCCCAAAACAAGAAAAAGGCCAAAAGAUGGAAGAAGUUCUCAAAGAUGGACAAGGAACAAUUUGGUGCUUGGUUAGAAAAACAUAACCUACCGCGGGAGAUAUUUGAGAGUUACAGAGCUAAAGACAUCGUCUUCUUGGCACAGAUGAAGGAAGAGGCUCCCGAUUCCUUCUACAAACACGUGAUGAAGCUUUCAAAAACCAAAAACAAAAUGGAGGCGCUGCAGCUGGCUGCUGAUUUUACCACGGCUUUAGAGCAUUUAAAGAUUUCAGACGAAAUGAAAUGACUAUGGAACACGAAGAAACUUGAACUCUUAUCUGUCCCGAGUGCCGUUUACCUUCAUGGUGUUUCAGUAUUUAAUACCGUAUAGCGGAUUUUUUUUCGCGGGUCUAAAAUAUGGUGAUUUGAUGGCUCAAAGGUGUGCUAAUAAUUUUUUGGCAGACAAGGAGGAGUUAUGUUUCUUGCAAAUAUUGAAGUCGCAUUUGUGUGGAUAUUUGGGCAUAAUUUGGCGAGUGAAAUUUUAGCGAAAAGCUAUCUAACCGCUAAAAUAAGCAAAGCAAAAUUUAUCACUCCGCGAAAAAAAACCGCUAUACGGUAGUAUUUACUUUAUUGUAUAGGAGUAACACACAUUUAGCUGACGAGCAAGUUUUUUUUCCAAUUAUCCUGCUGGGCUUCUCAACAGGUUACAUGUGUAUCUGAGAAAUUUGAAAGAAUUAGAUGGUCAACUCCUUAUUACAGUUAGGAAAAUUAAACUGAACACUUUUUGCCUCGAUCUAUCCAAAACAGUAGUAAUCUGGAUACAUAUAACGGCUGUGUUCCUAAAUGAAUUACAUAUCUAUGCCUAUUUGCAAAAAAUGUUCAUUCAUCGCUUAAACUACGAUGACAAUGUUGACCAUAGAGUUGACUAGAUGAUGAAGAGUUACAUUUAUAGAAAGAUACAUGUGUUGACCAGAUAAACAGAUAUAUGGAUACAUAUGCUGACCAAAUGGACAGGUCGAUGGAUACAUUGCAUGCUUGGUUGAAAAUGUCGAUCAGUUAUCAUAUCAUCUAGGAAGUCAUACAUGUACAUUUGUUGAUUGGCAGUGUAUCAAAAUUUAAUUAAGAUUACAUCAUACUUAUAUUGGGAAAAUAUUAAGCAAAAAAAAAACAACCAAACAAACUCAAA
Molecule: messenger RNA, 3279 nt
Organism: Ostrea edulis (European flat oyster)
Lineage: Eukaryota; Metazoa; Mollusca; Bivalvia; Ostreida; Ostreidae
Exons: 10
Coding region: 403-2400 (665 amino acids)
Biological process (GO): signal transduction
Source: RefSeq, a predicted model, not a curated record